AAAGUUUGGAAUCCAGACUGUCUCAAGGUCGGCAGUCAAGGUAUUUUAUGCGUGUCGGCAGUGACCAACGCCAGCAACAACGACGCACAUGGUUUAAUGAACACUACAGUUGUGCUGCUACAUGUAAAGUGUCUCCACCACGUCGGUGUUGCCGGCUCCUGAUAUGAACUCACACACGUAAACGUAAACUAGCAAUCCGAAGUUUCGGCUUACGGAGUCGUACGGUAAAAAACUGAAUUUCGAAUGGUCGUAUUGCACUUUGAUUGGUCAAUAACCCGGUAAUGCCUCCAUCUGGUUCGUCUGUCUUCUGACUGACUUGCUCCCGUUGCCAUCAGGCAGCGCCAGGCACGCGGAUUCAUUACCAUUCCCUCGUUCUCCUCGGCCCUCGACACCCACACACGGGAUUCCUAUCGUCGAGCGCUCUCGAAGCGAGUGCUGCUCGAUACCCACCGCCUUUCGUGGCAAGUAACGUUAACGGUUGACUGCCGCGCCCGUUUCCAGCUGUGCAUCGACCGCCACUCGCGUCGUCGUCUUGUGGCCAGUGCAGUCAACGAACGCAUACAUAGAAGGCGGUCACACGUCUCUCAAGCCACUCAGACGCAGUUUUCCGUGUCCGCGUCUGUUCAAACUUUGUGGCCUUUAUCCGGAAAGGGAAAGAGCUCCAGUUCCGCGGCCCUCGAUCGACUAGGUUACAUAAUAAUCGGGGAGGAAGCAUGCGCUCAUGGUUCUUCUUGACGACGCUGGUCGCCGUGGCGUCCACAUCGUGGCUCUCGCAAGUGGAGGCAGCGGCUUGUGCCGAGAUCUGCUACACGACCGCAUUGACGGGCUUUGGACCGGGAGGAUCUGCCGGCUGUAGCUGCAGUGGCUCGCAACAAGGAGCGCGCACGGGAUCCGGAAGCUGCAGUUGCGGCCAGUGCUACGAGCAGUCAGGCAGCACCGUCAUCGGCUACGCUAUCAACAGCGACGGCACGUGCACGUACGGAACGGACUGUGGAGACUGCGAUUACUCAUCGACUUCUUCUGGAAGCACAACAACCACGACGUCACCGACGACCAGUAGUGGCAGCUCCACGACAUCUACGUCAUCAAACUCGACAGAGUCCUCCACUCCGACCCCUACGACAGGUAGACAGCUUUGGUUUGAUUGGUUUUGGGAGGUGUUUUUUAGCGUUCUGACUGUGUUGCUUGAUGUUUUAAACUGGCCUCGCUUCGUAUCUUAUGGUAAUGUGCUGUUGUUUUGGCUGGGUUGUGUGCUAUUAACGUUCUUAGCUGCGCCUUCCACACCGUCUCCUGUUGUAACUUCAGGUACUUCGUCAAACUCGACCUCUGGAAUUUCAUCAUCCACUGCAGAUAAUAGCAAUUCGUCUACGACGCCCACAUCGAGUAAUUCGGGUUCAAAUAAUAACAACGCAGGCGAAGCUGGCAGCGCAGCGGGUGAUUCAUCGAGUAAUGGCCUCAAGACGUGGCAGAUUGCGUUGAUUAUUUGUUGUGGUGUAUUGGUCUUCACAGUGGCUGUGGUGUCGGUACUUUCGUGCUACUGCAAGGCUCGUAACCGCUUGUAUGAGAACGAGGACGACCAGGCUGAUGCCAGCUACUAUCAGCAACAAUACCCGCGUCAACGCGAAGAUGCGUUCGGAUCUACCGCGGCUGCCACGCCUACGUUAUUCCCGCAGGGACCGACGACUAGUUCCCGAAGAUCUGGUAGCUCCGGGAGCUUCACGAACGAACUCAAGACUUUGUACGCCAACUCGGCGAACAGCGGCAGCACUGAUAGGUUAGGCGUGGGUCUCGCUCCCGUACACAUCCGCAACAGCUCUGGUGAUUUGGCUGGAAUGGCUGGCAGCUAUCCGAACGAGCGUAUCCUGUCUGGUAGCUACUCGAACGAGCGCAUUUUAUCCGGCAGCUAUCCGACAGACCGUCGAGCAAGUGCAAGCAACAGGUCACAAGGACGUCGACCCAGUUUGGAGCAGGGAUACAGCACAGCGCGCGAUCGAGACUCGUUGGCGGUGGAAUUAUAGGCGUAACCCUGUUUUAACUCGAGGUUUUCCCGGUAUAUCCCGGUUAAAAGCAGGAGCAGCUACAGGAUAACGGCCAUGGACAGCUUAAGCAGCGACGAAAAAGACGUCGACGGUAGCGUCGAACAGAGGUCGUGUCUUUGGCUGGUAGUAGCGCUCAAUAGUAGAAUUAUUCGCGCUCAAGGACUGGACGUCGAGGCGAGUGCUUGCCCUUGAGGUAGGCUAGAACAGACGCCUCCAUUCUUGGCAGUAAAGCGAUAGUAGUUGAAUUAUUACGUAAUGACGUUUACAUCUUACAAAGCAGGCAUUUGGUCAUUAUGGGGA
Phytophthora nicotianae INRA-310 is the source of this 2339-nucleotide messenger RNA. RefSeq lists its product as hypothetical. The record is from RefSeq and is a predicted model, not a curated record. Bases 714 to 2018 code for a protein of 434 amino acids. Lineage: Eukaryota; Oomycota; Peronosporomycetes; Peronosporales; Peronosporaceae. The transcript has 3 exons.